CAUCUACGCGUCGGAUCCACCGAUGAUGAUUCCAUCAACAUUACAUUUAGCGGGAAGCUUAGCAGUUUAAGCGGAAACCUCGGAAACCAUGGCGGAAGCACGAGAAUGAAAGGUCUCUUCAAGAACAAAUCACGUCUUCCUGGUGAAAUCGUUCGUCAGACUCGAGAUCUCAUUGUUUUAGCCGAAUCCGAAGAAGAAAUCGAUUCGAGAAACUCGAAAAGGUUAGGGAUUUGUGCGGAAUUGUGUCGAAACAUUAGUGAUUUGAAAUCGAUUCUUUAUGGUAAUAGUGAAGCUGAGCCUGUUCCUGAAGCUUGUCUUAUGUUAACUCAAGAGUUUUUUCGAGAAGAUACGCUUCGUCCUUUGAUCAAAUCUAUUCCAAAACUUGAUCUAGAAGCAAGAAAAGACGCGACACAGAUCGUUGCGAAUUUGCAGAAGCAACAAGUCGAAUCUCGACUCGUUGCUUCUGAAUAUCUCGAAUCGAAUUUAGAUGUGAUCGAUUCGUUAGUCGAAGGAAUCGAUCAUGAUCACGAGUUGGCGUUGCAUUAUACAGGAAUGCUUAAAGAAUGUGUGCGGCAUCAGGUUGUUGCCAAGUACAUACUCGAAUCGAAGAAUUUGGAGAAGUUUUUCGAAUAUGUUCAGCUUCCGUAUUUCGAUGUAGCUACGGAUGCUAGCAAAAUCUUUAGGGAGCUUUUGACGAGGCAUAAAUCGACUGUAGCUGAGUAUCUUGCCAAGAACUACGAAUGGUUUUUCGCAGAGUAUAACACGAAGUUGUUGGAGAAAGGAAGCUACUUUACGAAGAGACAAGCUUCGAAAUUGCUUGGAGAUGUGUUGAUGGAUCGUUCGAAUUCAGGUGUGAUGGUUAAGUAUGUGAGCAGUUUGGAUAAUUUGAGAAUCAUGAUGAAUCUUUUAAGAGAACCAACCAAGAACAUUCAGUUAGAAGCUUUUCAUAUCUUCAAGCUCUUUGUGGCGAACGAGAACAAACCAGAGGACAUUGUGGCGAUUCUCGUGGCGAAUCGAACCAAGAUUCUUCGUUUGUUUGCUGAUUUGAAAGCUGAGAAAGAAGAUGUAGGUUUUGAAACUGACAAAUCAUUGGUUAUGAAUGAGAUUGCUACACUUUCUCUUCUCGAUAUCAAAACCGCAGAUCGAUAAAACCGUUUGUACACGUAUUUUUGUUGUUUCGUCGUGUUUUGUUUUGUAACCAUUUGGAUUUGGAUUGAUAACUUUAACAAUUAGCA
Messenger RNA from Arabidopsis arenosa, 1235 nucleotides. NCBI's taxonomy places the organism in Eukaryota, Viridiplantae, Streptophyta, Magnoliopsida, Brassicales, Brassicaceae. The record is from the annotation of a GenBank genome assembly.